Kluyveromyces marxianus DMKU3-1042 is the source of this 3021-nucleotide messenger RNA. It is a transcript of the gene STE23, whose product is annotated as metalloendopeptidase. Gene Ontology annotation, biological process: peptide catabolic process. Gene Ontology annotation, cellular component: mitochondrion; cytosol. Bases 1 to 3021 code for a protein of 1006 amino acids. Lineage: Eukaryota; Fungi; Ascomycota; Saccharomycetes; Saccharomycetales; Saccharomycetaceae. The transcript has a single exon. Gene Ontology annotation, molecular function: metal ion binding; metalloendopeptidase activity. The record is from RefSeq and is a predicted model, not a curated record.
AUGCUAAGUGUGAUAAGCGGAUUGGUAACCCAACAGCCCUCACUAGCACUAUUCUCCCGGAUAUCAGCCACCUUUUUGUUUAGGUCGAGUUCGCGGUUCUUGCAUUACAACUACAAUCUAAUGUCGAAAAAUUACAAAGUGUUAGGGACCGAUUCCGAGUUUUUGAAACCUGAUUUGGACGACAGGAAGUAUCGGUACAUCCAAUUGCCCAAUGACUUAAAGGCUUUGCUAAUUCAUGACCCUGAGGCUGAUAAGGCAGCAGCAGCGUUGGAUGUGAAUAUUGGUUCUUUCCAGGACCCGGAACAUUUACCUGGGUUGGCACAUUUCUGCGAGCAUUUGCUAUUUAUGGGUAACAAGAAGUACCCCGAUGAAAACGAGUAUGCAUCGUUUUUGUCUAAGCAUGGCGGGUCAUCAAAUGCAUACACUGGUUCACAAAAUACCAACUACUACUUUCAUUUGAACCACGAACAUUUGUAUCCUGCAUUGGAUAGAUUUUCAGGGUUUUUCUCUUGUCCACUUUUCAACCAGGACUCUACAGACAAGGAGAUUAACGCUGUGGACAGCGAAAACAAGAAAAAUCUACAAAAUGAUAUAUGGAGAAUGUAUCAACUUGAUAAAAGUUUGACGAAUUGGGAUCAUCCAUAUCACAAAUUUUCUACGGGAAAUAUCAAAACUUUGGGCGAAAUCCCUAAAUUAAAGGGUAUCGAUAUCAGAAGUGAAUUGUUGGAGUUCCAUAAGAACAACUACAGCGCUAACUUGAUGAAACUCUGUAUUUUAGGCAGAGAAGAUCUUGAUACUCUUUCUGACUGGGUUUAUGAACUAUUCAAAGAUGUUCCUAAUCUUAACAAACAAGUACCUUACUACCCUGCUCCUUUAUACACUGAAAAUCAGUUGCAGAAGAUUGUUCAUUGUAAACCUGUUAAAGAUUUGAAAAAGAUAGAGUUCACAUUCCCAACUCCUGACGCUGAUCCAUACUGGGAAUCUAAACCAAAUCAUUACUUAUCUCAUUUGAUUGGCCACGAAGGUAAUGGUUCUUUAUUGGCUUUCCUAAAAGAAAAAGGUUGGGCCUUGGAAUUGUCUGCAGGUUCUCACACUAUUUCCAAGGGCAACGCUGUCUUCUGUAUAGACAUGGAUUUAACUGAUGAAGGUAUGGAGCAUAUCAAUGAAAUUGUCAUUGCAACAUUCCAGUAUUUGGAAAUGUUGAAAGUCACUCUACCACAAGAGUGGAUCCACAAUGAAUUGAAGGACACUUCGGUUUCAAGCUUUAAGUUUAAACAAAAGGACUCCCCAGCAUCUACAGUGUCAAAUAUGGCCAGAUUGCUUGAAAGAGAAUACGUUCCUGUAUCUGAUAUCUUGAGCACAAGUGUGAUCAGGAAAUACGUACCGAAGUUAAUCGUUGACUAUGUAAAGGCUUUGAACUGGCAGAACUCUAGAUUAAUGUUGACCAGUCAAAAGUUACCCGUAGAUUCAAAAGAACAAUGGUAUGGAACCGAAUACCAAGUCCUAGAUUAUCCCGAGUCUCUAACCAAACAAUUACCAAAUGUUGGCUUGAAUCCAAAAUUCCAUCUACCGAGACCCAAUGAAUUCAUUUGUACCAAGUUCGAUGUGAAUAAAAUCGAUACCAAAAAGCCUUUAAAUGAACCACUGCUAUUAAAAGAUGACAAUUAUAGCAAAUUAUGGUAUAAGAAAGAUGACAGGUUUUGGGUUCCCAAAGGCCAUAUAUACGUGUCGAUGAAACUUCCACACACAUUUUCUAGUGUUGUGGAUAGCAUGCUAACCUCAAUUUACGUCGAAAUGGUCAAAGACGAUUUAACCGAUCUUCAAUACGAUGCAAGCUGUGCCGAUUUGCGCGUCAGUAUGGGAAAGACCAAUCAAGGUAUUGAUAUCCAGUUGUCUGGGUACAAUGAGAAGCUAACCAUUUUAUUAACAAGAUUUGUGGAAGGUAUAAAAGCUUUUCGUCCUAACGAAAGCCGUUUCAAUGUCAUCAAGGAUAGAAUCAUUCAAAAGUUAAACAAUCAACAAUAUGAUGUUCCUUAUAAUCAAAUAAGCACUACAUUUAAUUCAUUGGUCAAUGAGAGAUCUUGGAAUUUGAAGCAAAAACUAGAAGUUACAAAAGGAAUAACUUUCCAACAUUUGGAAAGUUUCAUACCAUUAGCUUUUGAACAGCUUUAUCAUGAAGUAUUGGUUCAUGGAAACUUUUCCGUCGAAGUUGCAUACGAGAUUGAUGAGAUCGUAAGGAUGCUGACUCCUGAUACCAUUCCAAACUUGCAGGUCAAAAAUAAUAAGCUGAGAUCGUAUCUUUUACCAGACGAUUGCGCCUACAGAUAUGAGACGCUGCUCGAGGAUAAGAAAAAUGUCAAUUCUUGCAUUCAAUAUCUGAUCCAAUUUGGUGUAUAUUCAGAAGAAAUGGCAGCAAAGGCGAACUUAAUUGCUCAAUUACUUCACGAACCUUGUUUUGAUACCCUUAGAACAAAGGAACAAUUAGGGUAUGUCGUAUUCAGUUCAGUAGCGAAUACACAUGGAACAACAAACUUGAGAAUAUUGGUUCAAUCUGAACGUAGCUCAGCCUAUUUGGAAUCAAGAAUUGUUGCAUUCUUGAACUCUUUUGGGAGAACGUUGGAAGAAAUGCCAGAAGAUGUGUUCGAAAAGCAUAAAAGCAGUUUAAUCAAGAGUUUAGAACAAAAGCUUACAAACUUGAGACAAGAGCACGAAAGAUUUACCACCGCUAUUUAUCUCGCAGACUACAAUUUCUGUGCUAAACAGAGAAGAGCAGAUAUAAUCUCCAAUUUUUCAAAGAACGACAUGGUUGAAUUCUACAAGAACUUUGUUUUAUCACCUCAUAGCCCAAGAUUGGUUAUCCAUUUAAAAUCCCAAGUUGAAAAUAACCGUCCAGAGGAUGCUGUGGAGGGUUACCCAACAGGUUCUCUAAUCACAAGUAUCGAUGAGUUCAAAUCAAACUUAUGCUUGGCUCCGGUUCGCCAAGCAGUCAAGAAUUUCGAAGUUGCUCACCCAAAGUUAUAG